CAGAGAAAAAGCUCGAAACAAAAAAUGGAGGGAACCAUCUCGCCGCUUUGCUUACGUUCUUCCUCGAGUCUCUGUUACUUCUCCAGUAAUAUCUCACCAGAUUCUCACCGUUCUAUAGGAUUUACAUUGGUUGAUUCGCUCCGGCCAACGAACUUGGUUUCCCUGCGAACGGGAAAUAAACGGUCGUCGUCCUCGUCUCUACGGCUAUUUCUAUCUCCGACGAGAAGCGCUCUCCGUCCGCCGACUAUUUCCGCGGAGGAGGUGAAAGAUGUUCCGAUGCCCAAGAUUGAUAAGAGCGGCCGAUUAAGCAGUCCUCGAGCCGCACGCGAGCUCGCUCUUGUGAUACUCUAUGCCGCAUGCUUAGAAGGCUCUGACCCAAUUCGUCUCUUUGAGAAGAGAAUAAAUGCAAGAAGAGAGCCUGGAUACGAGUUUGACAAGACUUCUUUGUUGGAAUACAACCACAUGAGCUUUGGAGGACCUCCAGUUAAAACUGAAACAAAAGAAGAGGAAGAUGAGCUUGUGCGCCAUGAUGAAAAAGAAUCGAAAAUCGAAGCCGAAGUGCUUUCAGCUCCCCCAAAGCUGGUGUACAGCAAACUUGUUUUACGGUUUGCAAAGAAACUCUUGGCUGCAGUAGUUGAUAAAUGGGAUAGCCAUGUCGUUAUCAUCGAGAAAAUUUCCCCGCCAGAUUGGAAGAGUGCACCAGCUGGAAGAAUACUAGAGUUUUCAAUUCUUCACUUAGCAAUGUCUGAAGUGGCAGUACUUGAAACCCGACACCCAAUAGUCAUCAACGAGGCUGUUGAUCUUGCAAAACGGUUCUGCGAUGGAUCAGCGCCACGCAUAAUCAACGGAUGCCUAAGGACAUUUGUCAAGGAUAGAGCAGCAACAUCGACACCUCAAGCUUUAGAAUUGAAGCAAGAAGUGUCGGUUUAAAUUAGAAGAAAACCCGCAUCUUCGUUAGGAGGCAGGCAAACCUCAGGAAUUUGGUCAUCGGAAGUCGCUAGUAGGCAAAUUGUUGAUCCGAUGAUCUUAUAUAUAGACGGAGUCGCUCUCUGUCUUCUCAGGCCGUUUCUGGUCCGAAGCAUUUGAUACCUGAGACUGAAUCUAUCCAUUGCAGGUGAACAUGAUUAUUGCUAAGAACACAACAUAGUCAUGUCUGUAUUAAUAUAUUGCCCCUAAGAUA
Messenger RNA from Arabidopsis arenosa, 1180 nucleotides. NCBI's taxonomy places the organism in Eukaryota, Viridiplantae, Streptophyta, Magnoliopsida, Brassicales, Brassicaceae. The record is from the annotation of a GenBank genome assembly.